This is a messenger RNA of Tympanuchus pallidicinctus (lesser prairie-chicken), 4602 nucleotides long. RefSeq names its product nascent polypeptide-associated complex subunit alpha, muscle-specific form-like. NCBI's taxonomy places the organism in Eukaryota, Metazoa, Chordata, Aves, Galliformes, Phasianidae. Bases 3418 to 4341 code for a protein of 307 amino acids. The transcript is spliced from 2 exons. The record is from RefSeq and is a predicted model, not a curated record.
GCAGGAAUGAAAAACGCUGAGCUGAAUGGAUGCUGCAAUGUGAGCGGAUGAAGCAUUUUGCUCUUUGGGAGAGCAUUCUCACAGGAGGGUUUUCUCUAGCGUGUUUGCCUUCUAAAAUAGCGAGGUUAUUUUUUCCUUCCCUGAGAUUCCUUCUUCAGUGACUGCAGAGCUCUGCGUUUGUCUCAGCUGUUGUAAAUAGCAUCCUUGCAGAUGGAUGGGACUUGAUGAUGGACCGGGUGCAAACCGAGGUUCCUGGAUUCCCUGACGUGGCUGUUAGGGCUCUCGGUGCUAGUUGUGAUGGGAAGGGCAGCAAAGCUGCCAGAGGUGUCUGUGAGAAUGCCCAGAGUUACUGUGGAGGGACUGGCUAUGGCUGUGCUGGAGGCGAAUCCCCUCAUUUCCUUCUAGGCCUGAGAAUGUUGGGUGAUUUGACCGUGCUGGUCAUAAUCCCAAGCGUUUCUGGAGUGUCCUUCAACACCUCUGCCCUUUUGUCCAUCCCAGCCCCCAGAGGGCUGCAUUCCCCCCAGUCUGCAUGCCCAGCAUGUUCCCUGGGAGCAAACCGGAGGCACAGGGUGGCAGAGAGAAGCUCCUGGCCUGGCAGGGAGGCAGCUUAUCACAUGGACACCCCUCUCCUGGGCCUUGCCUUGCCCAGCCUGCUCCUUCUGGCCUGGACACUGAUACAUGUCAGGCUGGUGUGGGUGCAGCUCCGUCAGGCACUGUUCUAGACUGAGAGGCCGUGCUACAAACAGCUGAAAGGAAAGUGACAGCUUUUAUCUGGGCAUAAUUUCAGCUCCUCAGAUGCUCUCCAAGGCACACCACGCUUUGGCAGCCUGUGAUGCACACUGUCUUUUCCCAAAUGGCUGAAUCACAGCACUGGUGCUUUUUGGGAGCUGUCACAUUUCAUCUGCAGAGGGAAGCUCUGUUUGGUGCAGGAUUUCCAGGCCACCCCAGGCCAGCUCUCUCUAUUUUGUCUUCUCUGUAGCUGUAACGUAGUGCCAGGAUGGAGCAGCAUGCACUGCUGCUCUGACACGGGGUGAGCGCAGUGCUCAGGUGCUGCUUGCCAGGCACAUGGCUGCCAGUUCCUGCAGCACGUCAGCUGCAGCCACAGCUCCCAGGAACCCGAGGAUCCUUCUGUCGUGACGCUGCUUUGAUUUCAGGAGCGUCUGCUGAUCGCCUGAGCGCUCUCGCCUGCACAGAAUGAAUUGUUGGUAUUCCUGUCAAUGCAAAAAGCUCCGUGGGUGUUUGAAGCGUGGAUUUGCUCUUCUAAAUCCUUGAAACGCAUUGACCCUGUAAAUGGCCACAUCAGGUGAUUCUAAGCACGUUAAUCCAGCUUCCCUGCCAAGCCCCAGGAGAUAAUCGCCUUGCUCCAGCACGGGGACGUGGUCGUGUGACGCUGAGUGGCAGUGACGGCACCGGCGCUGUUAGCACAGCCCUGCAGUGUCCCAGCUUCACCCCCAGCACCUGAGCAUAGCGGGGAGCUGCUCACCCUGCUGCUCCCGCUGAGCCUAUCCUGGGCCUUCCCGUUUUAGGGAGAAUCUGGAAGAGCUUGCAGAGCUGUCAGUGAUGAAUAGAGCAGAGUAGAGAAGCGAGAAGGUUGAGGCUGAAGGAGCCGUGCGCUGGCACAACUCGCAGCAUUCUGUGCCCAUAGCGCCGUAAGGCGUGCUUUGCUCCCACGAGUUCUUUGGGGCCCUACUCACAGGGUGCCACCAGAAGGGAGCAGGGCAGCCCCAGGGCAGUGCCUUCCUUGGGAGGGCUGAGCUGGGGCAGUGGUAGAGGGGCCUUUGGGGGAGGGGUCCCAGAGCGAGCUGUGCUGGAGCAAGGCGGGCAGGAAGCGUGCAGGGUGCAGCCCCGGCCUGCCUGCACGGGUGGGACAGAUUCCUGUAUCAGGAUCUCUCAUCUUCUCCCUCCUCUUGCGGUCUGCUGAAAACCUGAGCGGUGGAAACCGAUCGGGAAAGGGGGAGGGGUUUUCGCAUUGGAGAGCGACCUCGGGAUUUCUUCCUUCGCUUUCCGUCCUCGAACAGGGAUGGAGCUGCAGGCAGAGCCGCUUCCGUGGGAAACCCCGGGCAGGCAGAGCUGCAGUGUGAUGCUGUGACACUAAAUUAUUGCCGGGUCCUUCCUGAGCUCUAAUCAAACCCUGUUUAGGUUAAGGUAUUUAUUUUGUCAGUGUUUUGGGUUGGUUUUUUUUCUUUCCAGUGUGUUUUUAACCUCUUCUUUUAACCCCUCGUGUGCUGAGAUGUAAGAAAUGAAUGGUUUCUAUUUAAAUACAUCCUUUUGGGUUUUUUAACUGUUACGUGUAGACUGCAGCUGCACCUUUGGCAGGUGUGAUAGGUAGCAAUGUGCUGUACAGACGUUUAGGGUGUUUAGGAGAGGCUCAGAGGAGAACUGCUCAUAAAAACAGCACGGUGUCUUGUAAAGGGAACAGCCAGUGUGCACAGGGCCCUCCCCGUCAGCCCAGCCGCAGGCUGUGGGACGCACAGAGCAGAUGGGCAGGUCAGUUUGGGGCCGGUUGUGCAACCCUGAGCUGAAGCAGGGCCUCAGUGGGGUGUCCUGUCUGUGUGGCUGCGUUCAGCUUGCUUUCUGGGGUCCGGAUUCCUCCUGAUGGAGGAGCACAGCUGGCUGCAGACAGAUGUUUCCCUCCAGUGGUGAAGAACGGAUCCGGGCGGUGGGUCCAGGCCUGGACUGGGGGCUGUGGGUUCCAUCCCCGAGCAGAACCCAGAGCUGCGCUCCUCCAGCAUCCCAGCAGCACCUCCUGCUCCUCUCCUCUGCUCGGUGCUCUGCUUGUAGCCAUGGAUGCGGGACGUGCAGAGCAAACACAGCUGCACUGCAGCAGCCCUGUCUGUCUCAUGGCCUCCCGUUGUCUUGUUGAGGCUGCUGGGACAUCUCAGGGAUGCUCCCUCCAUCCCCAUCCCUGUCCUUGUUUGCCUCCUCCGUGCUGACCACAGGGCGUGCUGAGCCUUCCCUGGAAAACAAAACAGCUCAGGACGGACAGUGGGAUGGAAAUGGUGAAGCAGUGAGUGGGUUUGCGUGCCGAGCUUCCCACCUGCUCUGUGUUUUUAUGAGUACGGGCUCCUCGUUCUGUACAUGUUCCUAUGAGCUAUCGUUAACCCUACAAAUGUAACCUGUGUAAUAGCUUCUCUGUAUAUUACAGCCGUAGGCUUUCCAGAUAAAAGUGGAUAAUAUUUAUUUACUGAAGAUACUGGAUAUUUUUUUUUGUUUGGGAAUGGGGUAGGGAAAGAAGGGGGACAUAACUGUAAAGGGAUCGACGAUGUAAAGAGAAACAAACCAUAAAGCUAAAGAAACCCAACACUAAAACGUUGCUGUAUUCACGUAGGGAAGGUACAACUGUAUUAAUCUGCCAUCGUUUAACCUGUUCCAGAAAUCAUCUCUACUUUGGUUCCUGCAUGUGAGAUACUCCAAUAAAUGCACUACUGGUGUGGACCGGAGGCGCGCGCUGUGUCGCGGUGUUGUGUCGCGCCGCGUCCUUCCAUCGGGAGCUGCAGGGAGGAGCCUCCCGCGCCUCCGUACGGCCCUGCCGACGGGCAGAAGAGGCUCCGGGUGACGGAGGGGCCGCACGGCAGGACGGAGGGCUUCGGGGCCGCCCCGCCCGCAGCCCGGCGCGUCCCGAUCCCGAUCGCCCCGACGCUCGCCGCCCGCCCGCUCGCUCGCUCAUCCCGCCCGCCUCUUCCCGGCGGCGGUUCCCUCCCAGCGGCCGCACGCCGAGCACCACGUGGAUCCUCGCAGGACCGCCGUGAUGUCACGCAGCCCCGCGCCGUGAUGCGCGAUCACCCCACUCCGCCCGCCGCGCUCAUUGGCCGCGCCGCGCUGGUUCUACGGGCGGGGUUUUCCCUCCGGCCGUCAUUCCGGGGAGUCCCGCCCCGCGCGGCCCCGAGCGCACCGCCCCGCGGGGGCUGCGGUUUCUUCGGAGGGAGCGCGGCGUGGGGCGCAGCCCUUCUGUUUUCAGGGGAGGCGCAGAACGGGAAAACGGCGCCGAGUCGGUGCCGUUUCUUCCCCCUCCCGCGUGGCGCGGUGUGGGUCGUCGCCCCGGCCCCGCUCAGCGAUGCCCAAACCCCUCUGGGGUUCCGUGCCCCCGCUCGCACCUGGGGUCCCGCUGCCCUCCGCUGCCCUGCGGUCCCCAGCGGUCUUAGAUUCGAGGGCAACGCGCAGCUCCCCGAGCCGCCCCACGGCACGUCGUGGGCUCCCGGGGGUUGGGUUAUGGGGCGUCUUCCAGCUGCGGGUGGGGAUGUGGGAGCGGCGCUGCCCCGUGCCGCAGUGCUGCUCCGUGGGUCCCUACGACGCACGGGGCGCAGUGGGGGAGCGGUGCGGGGCUCCUCCAGCUCCAUCUGACCCACGGGCAGCCUCGGUGAGGUGGGCCAAAUUUCAGGGCUUUGUUCCCCGGGCUGAAACAAAAAGGUGGAAGAGGAUGAACCCAGAAGGAGCCCUAAAACGUCAUCACCCUAAAACCGCGGCUCUCUAAAACCGCAGCACCCUCAAACCUCAUUACUCCCAACCUGCAGCUCCCUGACACAGCUCCGCACCGCGGGGCCGGCACACGCCGGAGGCACCCCGCACCCACCCCACAACGCUGCCUUUCCCCGCUCCCGCCAG